Messenger RNA from Paramecium tetraurelia, 363 nucleotides. RefSeq lists its product as uncharacterized. NCBI's taxonomy places the organism in Eukaryota, Ciliophora, Oligohymenophorea, Peniculida, Parameciidae. The transcript has a single exon. The record is from RefSeq and is a predicted model, not a curated record.
AUGAAUUAGAAUAAAAACUCUUACAUUCAAUAUGGAGAUCAAUUGUGCUAUGUAGAAAAAAUAAAAAUUAUUAAGGCAGGACAAAUUAAUGGCAGCAAACCGAUUGGAAUUUGGAGGAUUUAAGUUGACAAAUACUGUAAUAAUAAAUGUUUAGUCUAAACAAUUUUUCUCAAAUUCAAACAAAAUGGAGAAGCUAAAAUGAUAGUGCAAGGAUAAAUCACAUAAAUUUCAAUUAAUUUGAUAAAACAUUUAAGAAAAUAAUUAUUUGAAACAAAAGACUCACAAGUAAGCUAAGGAGAACUUGAAAAUAUUGCUUUUACGAAAUUUAAAGAGAGAGUGUUUAAAUGGUAUUAUAUAUAUUGA